Molecule: messenger RNA, 840 nt
Organism: Telopea speciosissima
Lineage: Eukaryota; Viridiplantae; Streptophyta; Magnoliopsida; Proteales; Proteaceae
Exons: 1
Coding region: 1-840 (279 amino acids)
Source: RefSeq, a predicted model, not a curated record
AUGGUGAAACCUGCGUAUGAGCACAAUAAGAAUAAAUACUUUCGGUUUCACCAGGACCACGAUCAUGAUACUAAAGAGUGCAGACAGCUGAAGUACAAGAUAGAGGCCCUUAUACAAAGGGGACACCUGGGCCGGUUUGUCAAGAAAGAGGGAAGCGAUAGAAGAACGGAUUUUCAUACUCGGGAACCAGAGGGAAGACAAAGAUCACCCGCCAGGGUCGAUAAGGAAGAACAAACUCGAGGUAAGCCCCACGCAGAGAAUGCGCCCUUGAGAGAAAUAACCACCAUAUAUGGAGGACCGGGCAUGGGAGGAGAAACCUCCAACUCCCGAAAACAUCAUACUCGGAAUGUGCUCCACACCGAGAUGUCAAAUAAAAGGAGGAGGACAGAUCAUUGUAUAACCUUCUCCAACAAAGAUCUGGUUGACAUUCAAUCCCCUCAUGAUGAUGCGUUGGUGAUCAAGAUGAUUAUUGCCAACUGCACGGUAGCGAGAAUCCUUGUGGACAACGGGAGUUCAGCUGAUAUUCUGUACUAUGAUGCAUUCGAGAAAAUGUUACUGAAACCUGAGAUGCUGAAGAGAGUGGAAUCUACCCUGUAUGGGUUCAGUGGCGCCCCAAUACAGGUUAAAGGAUCAAUCGAGCUGCUCGUGACUGUGGGGACAGAGCCCAAGCUUGCUAUGAUGAAGAUGAACUUUUUGGCGGUGAAGGUGAAUUCCACGCACAAUGGAAUAUUGGGGCGGCCAGGACUCAAUGCACUACAGACGGUGGUUUCGACCCCACAUUUGAUGAUGAAAUUCCCAACUGACCUUGAGAUAGGAAAGUGCAGGGGAAGUCAAUGUUGA